GGGAGAAGUAGGGGGAAAGCAAAUAUCGAGAUUUUGUCAAAUUAAUUACGCCAUAUGCAUGCAGAUCAUUUGUCAUCCUUACAAAAUCAUUCGGUGAAUGGUAAUUUUAUUCUUUUGCUUUAAUUUAACGAAAUGGUACAAAGUUUAAACCUUAACGCCAUUAUUAACUCAAUAAAAGUUUUUAGAAAAACGCAUUUAUGCAUUCCUCAUCUCAUUGUUAAUGAUAUUCGAAAUAUAAAUUUUUAUGAGUUAAAAAACCUUGGAAUAAAUGCAUUGGCAUUUGAUAAGGAUAAUACACUUACGACCCCUUAUUCUGAUGAAAUUUAUCCACCUUUUAAGAGCGCAUGGGAAGAAAGUAAAAAAAUAUUUGGAAAUGAAAAUUUAAUUAUUGUGUCGAAUAGCUCGGGAACAGGGGAUGAUCCAGGAUUCAUUCAGGCCGAAGCAAUCGAAAAAAGUCUAGGCGUCUAUGUAUUAAGACAUAUGUCAAAGAAACCUUCAUGUGGGCAAGAAUUGCUUUCUCAUUUUGCGGCAUAUAACCCACAUACGAUAGCAAUUAUAGGAGAUCGCGUGUUUACAGAUGUAUUAUUUGGAAACUUAAAUGGAAUGUUUACAGUACUUACGAGAAAAAUCAUUUCAAAAAAACGAGAUAAUUUCAUGGCCACAAUGAUACGUCGUGUUGAAUACAAAAUGUUGGAUUAUUAUAUCGCUAAAGGUAUAAAACCCCCGUUUCAUCCGUUUUUGAAGAACAAAGAUUCUGGAUUUUUGAAAAAAGAAUAAAAUAUUUACUUGCAAUAAAAAUGCACGUGAGAACCACCACUUCGGAAAAUCUUGAAAAAAUAAUUAUUAUAAAUCAAAUCUACAUCUUUGAUUGUCUUU
Rhizophagus irregularis DAOM 181602=DAOM 197198 is the source of this 876-nucleotide messenger RNA. NCBI's taxonomy places the organism in Eukaryota, Fungi, Glomeromycota, Glomeromycetes, Glomerales, Glomeraceae. The record is from RefSeq and is a predicted model, not a curated record.